AGUCAGUUUAGCACCAAUCUUCCGAAGUGCGGGCGUCGGGGUGUUUAUUGAGGGGUUGGUGGAAUAGGGAGGCCAAAACGGGUUUAAGAGUCGGAGCAUGUGGGCAAAACUGAGGAUGCCGAGCUUAGCGAACUAUCAGGGAGAGGCAGGAAUAGGACGCGGGAUGUCAAUUUGAGAACCUGACCCGCAGAGCGCCGGUAGUGGUGGUCUCUCGCAGGCAAGUGUUUGAGUUAGAGAUGGACGAGGCAGCUGGUACGCUGGAGAAUCUGUGUCGCUUGGCCUAGGAUAGAUCUGCAAAAACACAGGAGAGGAGAUCCUCGGUGGAAGUGAAGAUUAAGGUCACGCAGUUUUUGAAGGAUAUGUGAGCUCUACAGAUUGUGAAGUUGAAGUUCGGAAGUAACUGGACGAUAGGUCUGUGUAGAUUCUCUGUCAUGUUGCGCCAUUUGUGGAAUGCGUUAUAGCAGGGGAGGCUGAGUCCUUGAAGUCGGACUGUGGCUGUGAAGCGUUAAGCGAGCUGGGACGCAGUCAUGAGCACCUCCCGGUUCAUCAAGUGCGUAACUGUCGGAGAUGGAGCUGUCGGGAAGACCUGCAUGCUCAUCUCAUAUACCAGCAAUACAUUCCCUACUGAUUACGUACCAACCGUGUUUGACAAUUUCAGCGCAAAUGUCGUGGUCGAUGGAAACACAGUCAAUCUCGGAUUAUGGGAUACAGCAGGUCAAGAAGAUUACAACAGACUUCGACCUCUGAGUUACAGAGGCGCUGAUGUUUUUCUUCUAGCAUUUUCUCUUAUCAGCAAGGCUAGUUAUGAAAAUAUCUCAAAGAAGUGGAUCCCUGAGCUCAGACACUAUGCGCCAUCGGUACCCAUCAUUCUCGUUGGGACGAAGCUAGAUCUUCGAGAUGAUAAACAGUUCUUUGCUGACCAUCCUGGAGCGGCUCCAAUUACAACCUCUCAAGGCGAGGAGCUCAGGAAGUCAAUUGGAGCGGCUUCGUAUAUUGAGUGUAGCUCGAAGACUCAACAGAAUGUGAAAGCAGUUUUUGAUGCAGCAAUCAAGGUGGUUCUUCAGCCACCCAAGCAGAAGAAGAAGAAAAAAAAACAAAAGAACUGUGUCAUACUCUGAACAUGGCAUGACAUUUCUCGACCGGACUCAGUUUUUGGAGCUGAUUAUAAGUAUUGACUUCUAGGUUCGUUCAUCCUUUGAUUACGUCCCAGUUGACAUCCAGCCGCGUAGAGUCAACGAGCGAUUUGCCACAGCCUUUGUGUGUCCACUUCUAUGGAAAUUGGGAUCACUUAAAGUGUAGUGUAUUCUUUUCUCCUACUGUUGAUUUGGUGAAGGAUAUAGGGAGUGAUUUUGUAGAUGGUGAUUUUGUAGGAGUUCUGUACCCCUGACCUACGGGGCUACCUUAUCUCCUAAAAAUGCUUUGGGUCAUUGGGUAUUUGACAAACUUCUGGUCCUCCUAAAGGGGGCUGCAGUGGGAGUCAUUGUAGACUUAUCAGGCAUUCACAAUGGAAACAUUCCCAUUUAAAUGCUUAUGCACUUUGUGUUGUGGGUUCUACUUUUGCUGAUUUUAAGUAAGAGGUAGGUAAUUUUAAGUUUUGUUC
Molecule: messenger RNA, 1600 nt
Organism: Physcomitrium patens
Lineage: Eukaryota; Viridiplantae; Streptophyta; Bryopsida; Funariales; Funariaceae
Product: rac-like GTP-binding protein 5
Biological process (GO): small GTPase-mediated signal transduction
Molecular function (GO): GTPase activity; GTP binding
Source: RefSeq, a predicted model, not a curated record